Penicillium odoratum is the source of this 966-nucleotide messenger RNA. RefSeq lists its product as uncharacterized. The record is from RefSeq and is a predicted model, not a curated record. Bases 1 to 966 code for a protein of 321 amino acids. The transcript has a single exon. NCBI's taxonomy places the organism in Eukaryota, Fungi, Ascomycota, Eurotiomycetes, Eurotiales, Aspergillaceae.
AUGUCUUCACAUGAAUCCGGUUCAAGUUCAGACUUACCCCUGCUAAACCGACACUUCAAACCUCACCGUGAUGUUCAUUCAGCGGCAUCAGCAGCCAUCACUUCAGACGAUAUGCCCUUUACACCUGACCACCCUCUCUCCACUCGUCCCCGUCGCCAGAAUGAUGCAGCCACCUCUCUCACAGAAGUCGCCUCUGUCUUGCGGCCCUCUUGUACAGAGGAUCUCGAGUCUGCAGCCGUCACCUCCGAUGACAUGUCCAUCGCAAAUGAAACCCCGCUGACAACCCGCCCUCAUCGACAGAACAAAUCCAUUCCAAUAGCACAAGCAGCUGCACUGCUACGCCCUUUUCAAACAGAAGAUCUCGAUAAGUCGGUGGCUGUUCCAUCUGACGACGAAUUUCCCGUCAGAGCUGGAAAUGCGCAGCAAUUUUCUACUCAUUGUCGAAGACACGAUCAGCAGCAUUUUGUGGCUCCGGCUGCAGAUCUCUUCCGCGAACCCUCUCGGGGACGAAGACAGGGUCGUGAACGUCCUCGAGGAUCUUCACGAGCCCGAGCCCCAGCCGUACCACCACAUGCCCCUGUCCCUGUCCCUGUUUCAGCAGCACCAGCCCCAGCCUCGAUCCCAGCCCUGGCUCCAGCUCCCUGUGAGGGGCCUUUGGACUAUGGAUAUGGUUAUGCUGGAUUUUGCCGUGGCAACUUCUUCCUUACAGAGGAUGUGGACGUAUUGGAUCAGGGUUAUGAUCCGUUGAGGCUGGCGCCGCGCACGACUUAUAUGUUUUUCAAUAACAUUUCCAGACCUGUCGAGGUGGAGGUCGUGAACCGACAGAAUGCGGAGUUGGCGGAAUAUGAGCAUUCUCUGGAUUUGUUCCCUGGCGUGGAGGUUGAUAGAGAUUCUGGUUCUGAUGCCAAGGUUGUUGAGCAGAGGGAGGAGAUGAAUGAGGAUGGCAAAGUGGUUAUAGAACGUUGA